This is a messenger RNA of Acanthosepion pharaonis, 618 nucleotides long. Lineage: Eukaryota; Metazoa; Mollusca; Cephalopoda; Sepiida; Sepiidae. The record is from the annotation of a GenBank genome assembly.
AUGUCAGGGUCAAGAUAUAAACGGUUAACUGAAGAAUAUUUUCCAAACAGAACACAUAUUAGUAUUUUCUUCCCUUUUGUUUUCAUUGCUUUUAUAUUUUGCUGGCUAGCGCAAUCGAUAUUUACAGUGCAAUCAACUGUGAUCCUUCUCUUGCCAGCUAAAACGCCUCGGGCUGUGGUUUCGGCAAACUACGGUUGUCGCUUCGCUGUGGGUCACCUCGGCGUGUCUUUCAAGAUAGUUCUUUGUUACCUUAUCUAUCUCGGUGUCUGUCUUUUUCUUUCUUUCUUUCUUACGUGGCUCGUCACCACGUCUCUCCUUUUCCUUCUUUUUUCUCUCCUUCCUUCCUUUCUUUUUCUUUCUUCAUUUCUUUCAUACGUACCUGACACAUCACCAUGUCUCUCUUUUACCUUCCUUCCUUCCUUCCUUCCUUCCUUCCUUUCUAUAAUUUUUUCUUUCUUUCCUGGUUCAUCAUUAUGUCUCUUCUUUUCCUUCCUUCCUUUGUUUCCUACCUGGCCUAUUGUCAUUUUUCUUUCUUUCUUUGUUUUUCGUUUGGCCCAUAACAAUUUUCUUUCUUUCUUUCUUUCUUUCUUUCUUUCUUUCUUUCUUUCUUUCUUUUGA